Cydia amplana is the source of this 4578-nucleotide messenger RNA. RefSeq names its product toll-like receptor 6. Lineage: Eukaryota; Metazoa; Arthropoda; Insecta; Lepidoptera; Tortricidae. Gene Ontology annotation, molecular function: protein binding. The coding region runs from base 194 to 4174 and encodes 1326 amino acids. The transcript has a single exon. The record is from RefSeq and is a predicted model, not a curated record.
AGUAGUAGGCGCCGGGCGGGCGGGCGGCGGGGCCUCGGAGGCGGAGUUAGCGAACCCGUUCAGUCGGUGGGCAUCCGCCGUCCCGACCGUUCGCGUCCACUCCACGUGCCCCGCGAUGACGUUCACGCCACGUGAAUAUUUAUGAUGCGAUCAACGCUUAAAUGGCACAGCCGCGUCGCUCGCGUACCGUAAAAUGCCAAUGAAAACUUGCCGCAGAACUUUUCGUCUGUUAGUGUAUGUGUUGUUCUAUCAUGUGGUCGCCGGUGAGCCGCACGAGUGCGGGUACCGCCAGGAGACGGACUCGGAGGAUGCGGUGCUGUUCUGCAAGAUACGCACCAUCAGCAGCAUGGAUCUCCUGCUGCAGAACAUCUCCAGGACUCAUUACGACGACAUCACGUCGCUGCACGUCCAGUGCAGCGAGAUUCUGUUCUUCGAGAGCUCAUUAACUACUCACUCGGAGAAGAAAAGCAAACAUACGAACUUGUCGAAACUGCGGGAGCUGGUUGUGGAUAAGUGUAAGCUGCGACAGAUUCCCGCGCGGGCCUUCGAGAACUUCAAGGACCUGAAGCGACUCCACGUGACGACGUACAACAACGAGUGGUCAGCCAUGACCAUGGAGAUCAACGAGCAAGCCUUCGCCGGGCUCAACGAGCUGAUAGAACUCAACCUGAGCGACAACAACAUCUGGAGUACGAAAACAGAAACUUUCUGCUCGCUCUACAGUUUGAAAACUCUAAACUUGACUAACAACCACUUGCAAAACAUAAAAACUAUCGGAUUUUCGGAUUCGUUUAGAGAACAAAACUUAAGCGUAAGAAGUUGUAACUUAGUUAUAGAAGUGCUUGACUUGUCGUAUAAUGAUUUAAUUGUAGUUACUGACAAUAGUUUGUCGAAGUUGCGUUCACUUUCCAAACUGUUUUUGCAAAACAAUGUUAUUUCUACCCUAGAAGAUAAUGCCUUCGAGGGGUUGCUCAGCCUACAGGUUUUAAACUUAUCUAGUAACUUUUUAAACGAAGUUCCACCAGAUUUAUUUGCAGAUACGAAGUCUCUAAAAGAGAUUUAUUUCAGUAAUAAUACUAUGAAAGUAUUGCCACCGGCGCUUUUUAAUGGGUUAGAAUAUCUACAAAUUUUAGACUUAUCACAAAAUGCACUGACUAGUAAAUGGGUGAAUAAGGGUACUUUUAAAGGAUUACUUCGUAUGGUAAUAUUAAACUUAUCCUAUAAUCGAUUAAAUAAAAUUGACCGUUAUCUAUUCCAAGACUUGUACAGUUUACAAAAGUUAAAUUUGGAUCAUAACGACAUUAAUUAUAUCGAUGAUCACGCAUUUGAAGAGUUGAGAAAUUUGCACUCAUUGACUUUAUCAAACAAUAAACUAACACACAUUCAUUCCCAUCUUUUCACUGACUUGCAUGUUUUGCACGAACUUUUUAUAGACAACAAUUUAAUAAAGCACAUAGAUGAGAACGCUUUUGACAACAUGACGGCUAUAGAAGACUUGGGCUUAAACGAUAAUCUUUUGUCAUCUAUUCCUGUAUCAAUUCGCAAGCUCCGCUCGCUGAGGUCAUUGGACAUCGGCAACAACAAUAUAACCCAUCUGAACCGGGAAAACUUUCGCGGCCUCUCCGAACUUUUCGGGCUGCGCUUAGUUGAUAACAAAGUAACAUAUUUAAAUGACGAUACUUUCGAACAUCUGCCCCAGCUACAGGUGCUCAAUUUAGCCUCCAAUAACAUCAAACACGUCGCUCCCGGUUGCUUUCGUAGAAACGUAAAUCUAAAAUUAUUACGCAUGGAUGGAAACGAAAUAACCAAUUUCGAUGGUAUUUUCAGCACUCUCAACAGUCUGGUUUGGCUCAAUAUGUCCCAAAAUAAAAUUAUAUCCUUCGAUUUCCGAAGUUUCCCCAAUAGCUUGGAAUGGCUCGAUCUACAUAAAAAUUACAUUGAAAACUUUGUCAACGACGACAUGAAUACAGAUGUUAAUAUAAAAUUACUAGACCUCAGCUUCAAUAACAUUUCCCAGCUUACUGUGACUUCAAUACCGAAAUCGGUGGAAAAACUGUAUUUGAACCAUAACAAUUUACAGCACAUUCAAGUCGGCACGUUUUCAAAACUACAAAGACUGUCCAUUGUGACGUUAAAUAAUAACAAACUGAUCCAACUUGACAUGAAUGCAUUUAGGUUAGAUCAAAUAGAUGAAGAUAGCGACCUGCCAGAGUUCUUUAUAAGUGAAAACCCAUUUGUGUGUGAUUGUUCGAUGGAAUGGAUUCAACGCAUUAAUUAUUUGAGUCACACUCGUCAAUACCCGAGGGUUCUAGAUUUAGAUAAGUCGCUGUGCUCGCUCGUGUACUCGCGCACUAAAGAAAAGAAAACUAUAAUAGACAUGUCGCCUUCUGACUUCCUUUGCCCGUACGAGAGCCACUGCUUCGCUCUUUGCCAUUGCUGUGAUUUCGUCGCGUGCGAUUGUGAGAUGAUAUGCCCGAGCAACUGUAGAUGCUAUCACGAUAUCACUUGGAAUGCGAAUGUAGUCGACUGUUCGAACGCCGGCUAUACUGAAGUCCCGGACAGAAUUCCAAUGGACGCUACCGAGAUAUACUUGGACGGAAACGAUAUCAGUCAUCUGGGAAAUCACGUUUUCAUAGGCAAAAAGAAGCUACAGGUUUUAUACCUCAACAAUACAAAGCUGAGUGAAGUUAAUAACCAAACUUUCAAAGGCGUCGAUUCGCUCAGAGUUUUGCAUUUAGAAAACAAUAAAUUAGUCGAGUUAAAAGGAGAUGAGUUUUUACAUCUGAAUAAUUUGAAUGAAUUAUACUUAGAUCACAAUGCGAUUGUUCACGUUGCGAAUAAUACGUUUUCCUCGCUGAAAUCCCUUUCAGUGCUCAGAAUAGACGACAACAAACUUGUUAACUUUUUUCCUUGGAAACUGUUAGCGUCGUCUUCUAAAAGUUUAGCUCAUGUUUCUAUCGAAGGCAACCAAUAUUCUUGCGACUGUAAGAGUAUAGCGGAACUAGACUCUUGGUUGCGCCGCGAUCCAAAUGAUCCGGAAAAAAUGUUAUGCACUGAUACCGAGGGCAAGCCUACUAAAAUAACAAUCGCUUCUGUUCUGAGUCAUUGCAAAGAGUACAUGGGCUCUAUUAGCGAUCCCACAGUUUUAAGAGACGAAAUCGUUUCAAAAUCUAUAUUUCUUCCUAACAAUUAUUUCGCCGUCAUCUGCGGCGUGAUAAUUAUCCUUGUAGUAAUUUGUCUCAUAGGUGCUAUAUUUUAUGCGUUUCGGUACGAAGUCAGUGACUGGUUCUAUACGAAAUACGGAGUACCGUUGUUUAAGGAACAAUCAUGCCCGGAUGUCGACCACGUCCUGGAUAACCCGAACCACAUGUACGAAUACUACGUGAUAUGUAAUACCAAAGAUAAUAACUUCGUGAAUCAUAACAUAAUGUCGGAGCUAGAGUAUAGGAAAAUGAUUUCGAAGAAGCCGAUUAGGAAUGAGUCACCGCUAAACAUUCUCACAAUUGACAGUUUUUCAAAAAGUUCCAAAUUAUCCAAACGCUUAAUCAUCGUCAUUACAACCAAUUUUAUUUGCGGUGAUCUGUGCGACAUCCAUUUCAAAAACAUAUUCUACAGUUACUUAAAAUCAUUAAACAGGAGUGAUUUGAACAAAGUGAUAUUUAUUAAGUUAGUAGAUAACAACCAAAUAAACGACGAGCUCUGUUUCGUAUUAGAUAAGUUUAAGAACGUGUCCUGGGGCGACCCCCGCUUUUGGGACCGUUUCGUAGCCCUACUCAAUUCGACCGAUACGAUUAUCACAGUAAAAGGCUCUGAGCAAAGCAUGUUCAAGAAGUCUCGACAGACCCCGACGCUGAGGUACACAACGAUGCCGGUCACAAACGAUAGUUGCUCAAAGCAGAAUUUCACGAAUUCCUUACAGUAUUGUAAGAGGACGGACGGCGAAUCGUCUAACAACGAGAGCUCGCCGUCAUCCGACAACACGUACGGGGAAGGGGAGAACUCGAACAAUAGCUACAUGUCCAUCGACAACCGGACAUGUCCUCGGUUUAAUUAUGACCUGAGGUUGUCCCCGGGCGCCGGUCACGUAUAUUCUAGGGUAGAAGAUAUCUCCCCGACUGUCCCGCGCUCUAUAGCGGCCAGCGCUUCGGGAAAAGGCCGUACUUAUUUUGUUUGAAACACAAUCUCGUUACUUACCCCCGUUUUAGUCUAGUUUUUAAGGCUUCAAUGUUGUAACAAGUAUUUAUAUAAAUCUGUACAUAUAACACUGUGAAUAACGUACCACUCUGUCAAUUUUCACAUACGUAAUCUAGUGCGGUAUAAAUGUUGGUACGGUACCUAUAAUGUACGAAUCGAAACAAUAUUUUGUACAAAAAUGGCGUGAAAAUGUUGAGUCUGAUAAUGGAAAACUUUCAAAUAUUUAAAUUUAAUAUUAAUCGUAUUUUACAAAGUUUAUUCGAGCUGAAUGAAGUUCGCAAAGUCACUGUAAAACAACACCAAAUAGUUUAAGAUGAUUUUCAUGGUUUCCUAUAAUAAUCAUUAUUAUAAUGUAAACUAGUAAUGUUUAAUAUACUUAUAACU